Molecule: messenger RNA, 1670 nt
Organism: Drosophila takahashii
Lineage: Eukaryota; Metazoa; Arthropoda; Insecta; Diptera; Drosophilidae
Gene: Dus2
Product: Dihydrouridine synthase 2
Biological process (GO): tRNA dihydrouridine synthesis
Cellular component (GO): cytoplasm
Molecular function (GO): flavin adenine dinucleotide binding; tRNA binding; tRNA dihydrouridine synthase activity
Source: RefSeq, a predicted model, not a curated record
GCGUGCAUAGACCCCCCAAAAAAACGGCGUGCGAACAGCUGAAAGAUUCGAUUCGAUUCGCUCCAUAAAUCCAUGCAAUCCAUGCGACUGCCCAUCCAGAUCCUCGCGAGGAGUCUCGGCAUCAGCAUGAAGACGCGCCAGCGGCUGGACUACCGCGACAAGCUCAUCCUGGCGCCGAUGGUGCGCGUGGGCACGCUGCCGAUGCGACUGCUCGCCUUGGAAAUGGGCGCGGAUAUCGUUUACACGGAGGAGUUGGUCGAUCUCAAGCUGAUCAAGAGCAUUCGCAGGCCAAAUGCCGCCCUGGGAACCGUGGACUUUGUGGAUCCCUCCGACGGCACCAUAGUUUUUCGCACCUGCGCCCAGGAGACCUCCCGUUUGGUCCUCCAGCUGGGCACCAGUGAUCCUAACCGCGCUUUGGCCGUGGGCCAGCUGCUGCAGCGCGACAUUGCCGGGCUGGACAUCAACAUGGGCUGCCCCAAGGAGUUCUCCAUCAAGGGCGGCAUGGGCGCCGCUCUGCUUUCGGAUCCCGCCAAGGCGGCCCUCAUCCUGCGCACCCUGUGCUCCGGCCUGGACAUUCCGGUCACCUGCAAGAUUCGCAUCCUGCCGGAUGUCGCGCAAACCAUUGAUUUGGUCCAGCAACUGGCCGCCACGGGCAUUGCAGCGAUCGGGAUUCAUGCGAGGACGCGCGACGAGCGACCGCAGCAUCCGGCGCAUCCCGAAGUUCUGCGCGCCGUUGCCCAGGCGGUGGACAUACCGAUCAUAGCGAAUGGCGGCUCCAAGUCCAUGCAUUGCCACGAGGAUUUGCGCAAAUUUCAGGCGGAUUGCGGAGCAGCCAGCGUGAUGGUGGCGCGGGCUGCCCAGAUAAAUGUGAGCAUCUUUCGCAAGGAGGGCCUGCUGCCCAUGGAUGAGUUGAUCGAGAGAUACCUCCGCCUGUGCGUCGACUACGACAAUGCGCCGCACAACGCCAAGUACUGUGUGCAGAGCAUUUUGCGUGAGCUGCAGGAGACGCCGCGCGGCAAGCGCUUUCUGCAGUGCCAGACGCUGCAGCAGAUGUGCGAGAUUUGGCAGCUGGGCGACUACUGCCGAAGGAGGCAGCGCGAACUCCGCACGCUGGGCAACUCGGGAAGGGCGGAAGUGGAGCCGCCAGAGGCGCAGGCCAAGCGGCAGAAGCUGGAGGAGAUUUCUUCAGGAGAUGAGUACUCUAACGUCAUUUGCCGCAACAUGCCCUUUCUGCGCUCCACCUACCCGAGCGACAAUCAUUUACCGAAAACGCAGCUCUAUGUUCAUGCCGCGCGGGAGGGCAAAUCCCCGCCAGCCUACGAGACGCAGCAGUGCGACAAGCUCUUCCGUUCGAUCUGCUCGUUCGACGGGCAGCGCUUCAGCAGCUCCUUCUGGGAGAAGAACAAGAAGCAGGCGGAGCAGGGCGCCGCGUUGGUGGCCCUCCUCCAUCUCGGACAGCUGGAGGCGCAGGUUCUGCGCGACAAUGGCAGCCUGCUCAACUGAUGGAUUGUUUAUUAAUGCUAAUGAUACCUACUCCCCUUGAUUGUUUGCCUUUAAUGUGGGUGCUAAAUGUAUAUUUUCUAAAUAAAAGAAGCACAUAAGGGUUACGAAGGUUGUGUAGUCUAAAAGUAGUCUUUUUUUUAGAAAUUUUCAAUUAAAUAGCCAAUUUU